This is a messenger RNA of Cololabis saira (Pacific saury), 2299 nucleotides long. RefSeq names its product rho GTPase-activating protein 4. The coding region runs from base 1 to 1362 and encodes 453 amino acids. Gene Ontology annotation, molecular function: enzyme regulator activity. Gene Ontology annotation, cellular component: secretory granule. The record is from RefSeq and is a predicted model, not a curated record. Lineage: Eukaryota; Metazoa; Chordata; Actinopteri; Beloniformes; Belonidae. Gene Ontology annotation, biological process: regulation of hormone secretion; neuropeptide signaling pathway. The transcript has 9 exons.
AUGAAGGUUACAGACAGUAAUGUGAUCCGGUUUCACCUUCAAGUCCUCUAUGGGAUUUCUACAAAGAAUUUUGAAAAGAAAAAGGAGACGCCGUUCAUCAGUGGACCAAAGGUCUUCGGUGUUCCCCUGGACCAUCUGCCCAGACAAUAUAUUCCUGAGUUUGGACUUGUACCCUGCUUCUUGGUGGAAGCUUGUUCUCUGCUGCUGGAGCGAGCCGGGACUGUGGGUCUGUUCAGAAAACCAGGCUCUCUUUCUCGCAUCAAGACCCUCAGGGCCAAGCUGAAUCGUGGAGAGAGCUGCCUGGCCACAGCCCUCCCCUAUGAUGUUGCCACACUCGUCAAACAGUUCUGCAGGGAACUUCCAGAGCCGUUGUUCCCCUCUGGGCUCCAUGCAGCUCUGCUCAAAGCCCCGGCCCUGGCCGCCCUGCAGGACAGGAUGGCCGCCCUCCAGCUGCUGUCCUGCCUGUUGCCUGCCAGAUACUUCUCCAGUCUGCAUUACCUGUUUGACUUCCUCUGCAGAGUGUCUCUGAGAUGCGGUGACAACCUGAUGACCAGUUCCACCCUCGCUACCGUCUUCGUUCCGAGUCUCUUACCACCGCCAAACAAAACAGAGAUGUCAGAAAGGCGACUUGGGCUCAGAGUUCUUGUCCUGAAGAUGUUCAUUGAGAAUCCCCAUCUCUUUGGUAAUAAACCUGCCAUGAGGGACAUGGGGUGGUCGGCUGUGUCAGUGCUCAGCCUGCUGCUGUGGACGCAGCUCGGCGCGGCCGCGGCCCGGAGCAUGCGCACUGCGGACCCGCUGGCGGAGGCCGACAUCCAGCGGCUGCUGCACGGCGUCAUGGAGCAGCUGGGCAUCGCCCGGCCCCGGGUCGAGUACCCCGCUCACCAGGCAAUCAACAUCGUCGGGCCGCAGAGCAUACAGGGUGGUGCUCACGAGGGCCUGCAACAUCUUGGCCCUUAUGGAAACAUUCCCAACAUUGUGGCUGAGCUGACGGGGGACAAUGUUCCCAAAGACUUCAGUGACGACCACAGCUACCCAGACCCUCCAAACCCCUGUCCUCUGGGAAAGACGGCAGAUGGCUGCUUGGAAAAUGCUCCUGACACAGCUGAGUUCAGCAGAGAGUUUCAAAAACAUCAGCAUCUGUUUGACCCCGAACAUGACUACCCAGCUCUGGCAAAGUGGAACAAGGAGCUUUUGUACCAAAAACUGAAGGGAGGACCAAGCAGAAAAAAGAGGAGUGUGAACCCUUAUUUACUGGGCCAGAGGUUGGAUAAUGUGGUCGCCAAGAAAUCAGUUCCCCACUUCUCUGAGGAAGAUGAGGAGGAAGGACCGACUGUUCCUGCAGCUACCAAGUCCACAGCCUAAAUCCACACAACUGCCACUGGAAAAUGAAAAUGAUACGCUCCGAUUAAUGUUCCUAACGCCACACAUUUUAGCAUUUUGGUCAACAGUCCAUGAAACUGUCUGCACUGAGUGUUGACUUUGUUCAGGCUUUUCUUUACAUCAUAUUCAAUCACAUUAACUGGAUCUUAGUCAGUUAUUUCUACAUUUACACUAGAUGUGCUCCUGCAUCUUCUUUAUAUCCAUCCUAAUGUCAGGAGGGGCAGGUUUCUAUUAAAGGUGAUAAUGAAAUGUGUGUAAACAUCACAGCUUUACCAACAGCAAGUAUAUUAAAGACUGUUUUAUAAUGUAUUGGAAUGCUGAAAUUGAUCCUUCAUGCACCAUUAAUAAUCUGUAUAGUUUCAGGGUGCAAAUACUUUUUCUAAACACAUCAAAAUAACUGUAUACAGCGGGUUUUGAGCUUUAUACAGAAAGAAAAAGAAACUCCGCCAUGUAGUCAGAUUGCUACAAAUUCAAACCAGAAUAUUAAACUGUGUGGUGUUUAAUACUGAACAGGUAGUGAACUGUAAAUGUAUUAUAAGAAGAAGCUGUAUAAAGAUCUGGAAGAAUGCUAAAUCAGAAAGUUAUGUUAUUCUUGUAUGUACAGGAAUCAGUUUUACUCUCACUAUUUGUUUUUAAUUUGUGCCAACACAAAUUACCUUUUAAAAAUGACAGUUUAAUCCCAACCUUAAAGAGCAUUAAGUCUGGAGUUGAUAUUUACAGUAAUUAUUUUGUUAUUGUGAUGCUUUGCUGUAGUUUGGCACGUCUUUACAGACUACAAACUCUGAUCUUUCACUUUGCUGUGCGGCAGUUGAGCGUCUCUGCAAGCUGCACCAACUCUUAUCUCGUUCACCAAAUCUUGUCAAAGUGGUUGUUUUGUUCUGUUUUUGUUCUGUGGAGUCAAAUAAACGAUUUAUCUGCA